AGCAAUGUGCGUUAGAAAAAAAUAUCCCGCGGGAUGGAGAACAGAAGAAUCCUGCUACCUGCCAGUAUAUAUAGUGGUUGUAUGUUUUGAAUGGAGCAUAGUUCAAAUCUGCUCGGCUUCAAGGAACAAGCUCAAAACAAACAUUUCAAAAUGAAAUUCUUCAUCGUCGCUUUGGUCCUGAUCGCCGUUGCUGCUGCGAGGCCUCAGGAGGACAAGUACACCACCAAGUACGACAGCAUCGAUAUUGAUGAGAUCCUGAAGUCGGAUCGUUUGUUCAAGAACUACUUCAACUGUCUUAUGGACACCGGAGCUUGCACUCCAGAAGGAAACGAACUGAAGCGUGUCCUGCCCGAUUCCUUGGAGAACAACUGCUCCAAGUGUAGCGAGAAGCAGCAAACAUCCAGCACCAAGAUCAUCAAAUUCCUGACCGAGAACAAGCCAGAGGAAUGGACCAUGCUGAAGGCCAAGUACGAUCCCGAUAACAAGUACGUCCAGAAAUAUGUGGCUGAUGCCGACAAGGAUGGAAUCAAGCUGUAAAGUCAUCAAACUAGUCUGAAAUUUCAAAAAAUAUUAACAAAACGCUUAGAAUUUUCACAAACUGAAUCCGUUUUCGUUACAACCCGUCGAUGAUGCAAAUUGAAAAUCAUUAAAAUAAACUUUCAAGAAUGCCAAAUUUUA
Molecule: messenger RNA, 678 nt
Organism: Aedes aegypti (yellow fever mosquito)
Lineage: Eukaryota; Metazoa; Arthropoda; Insecta; Diptera; Culicidae
Product: ejaculatory bulb-specific protein 3
Exons: 2
Coding region: 91-537 (148 amino acids)
Source: RefSeq, a predicted model, not a curated record